Molecule: messenger RNA, 2285 nt
Organism: Bursaphelenchus okinawaensis
Lineage: Eukaryota; Metazoa; Nematoda; Chromadorea; Rhabditida; Aphelenchoididae
Source: the annotation of a GenBank genome assembly
AUGAAUCAAAACCUGAUGAACAAUCACAAUAUUCCACAGGAAGGCUACAGUCCAGGACAGAACCAUGGCUACAAUUACAGAGCCAAUCAGCUUCAUAUUGAUGUUGGUAACAAUGGGCAGGUAGGUCGAUUUUUUGUUUUUUUUUUGGAUUUUAGAAAAUAUACGAAUUUGUUGUGGGAUUCAUGAAGUCGAUUUUUUGUUUUUGGGUUUGUAAAGAAAGUUCUUGCGUUUUUAUAUUAUAAUAGACGCUUUUUCUAUUCUGCAGUCUGCGGGUGACAGGUUAUACAAUGAAAAGCGUUUUUACUAUUGUAACGAAAAUUCUUGCUAUUUUAUGUUUUGUAAGAAAGUUUUUGCAAUUUUUUGUUUUGUAAAGAAAGUUCUUGCAAUAUAUUGUUUUGUAAAGAAAGUUUUUGCCAUUUUUUGAUUUUUAAAGAAAGUUCUUGCCAUUUUUUUGAUUUGUAAAGAAAGUUCUUGCUAUUCCUUGACAUGGAAAGAAAGUUCUUGCGUAUUUUAUCAAUAUUGUCUAUUUUAUGGUUCUGCAGGCUGCGGAUGACAAAUUAUACGAAUAAAAACAUUUUUCAUUAUUGUAAAGAAAGUUCUUGCUAUUUUAUGAAAUUUUAAAAUAUUUAUGACAUCACAUAUCCUUUAACCUAUAAUUUUAAAACUUUUUUCAAAAUUUCAGGGUAACUUUAUCUCACCCGACCCUUCAGCUCAACCUUCAUAUUACCCUACCAACAGUGGUCCUCGAUCCGAUAGCUAUGCUCAUAUUAAUGACGAACUGUGUGUACCACAACAGAAGAAGUCCUGUUCAGUAUCACCGUCGAACUACUUCAACCAUCAAUACCCGAGCUAUCAUAAUAUGGACAGUAAUCGACAAGAUACGAUGGGACGACAGGACUCUAUGGGACGCCAGGAUACCAUGAGUAAUAUACGAUCUGAAGGUCUAAGACAAGAUACAAUAAGAUACGACACUUUUAAUGAACAACCAUGGCGCAAAAGCUCGUUAGCUCCGAAUAUGAGACUGAACUCGUCACAUUCACCGAGCUCAGGUGGCUACAUGAACUAUGGUCAGGUGAAGAAGAGCACCAACUUCAACUACAAUCAAUAUGAUCAACCGGUGGUGAGGAAGACCAGCUUUGCUCUGUUUGAUGACAAAAAGGAGAAUCGGAAGGACAGUCUGGUAGGUUUUGACAGUUUGUGACUUAUGUUACUUGGACAUUUUUCAUCGUAUAACAUGUCACGUUUUUAAAAAAUUUUAGUUUUGUAAGGAGGGGGAGAGGGGUAAAAAUGUAAAAUUUGAAUAUCUUAGGGCUUUAAAUCUUCAUAUAAUGUUAAAAUUGACAUUUUUUGAUUUAUCUUGCUUGGGCAUGUUUCAUCGUAUAACAUGUCACUUUUUUUAAAAAUUUUAGCUUUUUGGAAAGGGGCGGUGGUAAGAAAAUACUUAUUUUGAAUAAGGUAGGGUGUUAAAUGUGCAUAAUACAUCGAACUUGACAGUUUUUGAUUUGUGUCACCCGGACAUGUUUCAUCAUAUAACAUGUCACUUUUUUUGAAGGUCUUGCUUUGUAAGGAGAGGGAGAGGGGUAAAAAGUAUUAAAUUAAGAUCAACUAGUUGUAUAAAGACCCAAAGACUUUAAAAUUGGCAUUGUUUGAUUUAUUUUGCUUAGACAUGUUUCAUCGUAUAAAAUGUCACUUUUUUAAAAAUUUUAGCUUUUGGAAAAGAGUGGAGAAGUAAAAAUUGUAAAGCUUGAAUACGGUAGUGUUCUAAAUGUUCACAUGACAUCGAAAUUGACAUUUUUUGAUGUACGUUACUUGGACAUGUUUCGUCGUAUAAUAUGUGACUUUUCUCAUUUUUUGAAAAUUAAGAAAACCAGUCAAUUGUCAUUGUAUAAGUCAUAAAACUUGUUUAAUAUUGCCUUUUUAAGCUAAACCAAUCUUAUUUUAACCGCUUUUUUCAGUUCCCAGCCAAGUCCUACACCAACCUCACCAAGCCGGACAAGACCCGUUCCCAAUCGCUGAGUGCGGCUGAGUUCCUGAAGCGAGAAGGCAAUGCCAAACCAUUGGUGAAGCAAAACCAAUCCCUCUGGCAACAUGCCUCGAAACUUCGCUCAGCCAAAAACUCGAUUGUUGGUGCAGCACCCACCAAACAUCAACUGGGACUAACAUAUACACCACCCCCAAUGUUGAUGCCAAAAAGAAGCGGUACUGGGCUGUAUUGGAGCAUUAGGAAGAAUUGUGAGUUUUACUUUUUGAAGGGGGUGUUUUUAUGGAUUUUGAGGAUUUUUUAA